This is a messenger RNA of Aspergillus sclerotioniger CBS 115572, 1500 nucleotides long. RefSeq names its product bZIP transcription factor atfB (gene atfB). The record is from RefSeq and is a predicted model, not a curated record. Gene Ontology annotation, biological process: regulation of transcription by RNA polymerase II. The transcript has a single exon. Bases 116 to 1072 code for a protein of 318 amino acids. NCBI's taxonomy places the organism in Eukaryota, Fungi, Ascomycota, Eurotiomycetes, Eurotiales, Aspergillaceae. Gene Ontology annotation, molecular function: DNA-binding transcription factor activity, RNA polymerase II-specific; RNA polymerase II cis-regulatory region sequence-specific DNA binding.
UUUCUCUACCACUUCAGACCCCUCCACCACCCUCUCCCACACUACCACCUGCUCCUACGGCUCUACUCUUGUCUCUUUUCGGAUCAGACCAGAUCAGUUCAUUUCCACUCUCGACAUGGCCGAGCAGGCCUCCUUCGGCCAGCCUGGUGUUUCCGGUGGCAUCAGCGCAACCGCCUCUCAAUUCACCGCUACGAACUCCUUCGUUGCGGCCGAUUACCUGACCAUGCCUCUCGCUGAAGAGAACAACCUUUGGACGUACAGUGCCAUGCCUCAGUCGAUGCCGAGUUGGCCCGGGAAGAAUGAAUCUCAAGCAUUCCCCAACUCAGCCCUAGAGCAGAGCCUGAAGAACUCCCAUGUUCGCAACGGCCAGCCCACGCCCCCUCCGGUCGAUGGCAUGUACCAAAUUUCUCAGUACGAUCAAUACAACGACUCCACCUAUGCCAACCCGACCCCCCGCGGAAGCUUCAGCCAGCAGGCCCGGCCUGGCGGGGAGGGACCGGCGCCCAAGCGUCGCAGAACCAACACAAUGAAAUCGGCCUCGCCCGAGACAGACGAUCUCGAUCUCAAUCUCGAUCUCGAUCGAAUGAAGCGGCAGAAAUUCCUGGAGCGAAACCGCGUGGCGGCGAGCAAGUGUCGGCAAAAGAAGAAGCUACAUACCGAGAGGCUCCAGGCCCGUCAUGACGAGCUCGCUUCGAAGAGGGACGAGCUCGAUAUCCUGGUUGAAAAGCUCCGCACUGAGCUCCUCAACCUCAAGAAUGAGUUGCUGACGCACGCCGGGUGUGCCGACGAGGCGAUAUCGGUGCACCUUUCCCACAUGGUGAAGAACAUCACCUCCCGGGACACGGCGGCGGCCGAAAUGAGACCGGAUCAGCUGGAGGCUUUGACAAUGGGAAGCGCGAAUAUGGCCCCCCGGUCACAGACUCAAUCCUUUGGCUUCGAUACCCCCCUCCAAGUGCAAUCGAGGACGGACUCGCUGGCAGUCACUCCCCGCCGGGACUCGGAGCAUUCCCUGUUGACCGAUGGGUCUUAUUCGUUCACCGACGAUGCCUUUGAGGAAUUAAUUGACGCCUAGAUUAUCCGUCUACUUCUCUUUCUUAUAUAACUUUCAGGCGUCCUUGACUCGAUGGCGGCGGGUGUCUGUGCUGCGCUUUUCACCGUCCGCCCUUGGUGGCGGGCGUCCACUUUGCAUGGUGGCGUCUGAUGUGAUCAUUUCUUUUUCCUGCACAAAAGCGAUCGGGCGGAUGCUCAAUGAGGUACGAUUCUGCUUUUCGUGACAGCGUUCUUAUUUCCUUUCACGUACGUAGGGGAGGAUGGUUUCGAAACCAACAUAACAUAUUCCGGCGGCUGGCGUGUGUGUAAUUUGGGCUUUGGGCAAGAAACACGAUUUGCUAUGAUGAUACGACUGUACGCUAGUUGCUUUAUUGGGUUCCGGUGGCUAAUAAUAAUGGUACCUAGCUUAGUAUUAGGACAUUAGCUUGAAAUCGGAACUCUUUGCUUUGC